Molecule: messenger RNA, 412 nt
Organism: Ectocarpus sp. CCAP 1310/34
Lineage: Eukaryota; Phaeophyceae; Ectocarpales; Ectocarpaceae
Source: the annotation of a GenBank genome assembly
GUGGGCGAACGAGGAAUCGCCGUCUGAGAUGCGUCACAAGGACUUCAAGGUUGCCUUUAGGCACCCCCAGCAUGGCCGGCCGGUGUUCAACAUGUCCGAGCCCGUGCAUCUCCUCAAGAAGGUCGUCAACGCGCUAUGGCACAGCGGCCUCGCAGACAAACAGCGUGAUCUCAAGGGUCUGUGGUGGGAUCCCAAGACGGAGGAGGAGGAGUGGGUGUCGUUUUCUCUCAAGACACUGGAAGAGGUGUGGAACCAGGAGGAAGCGGGUGGCGGGAUUCGUUCAGGGGCAGAGCAGGCUGCGCACCUGAGCCGCUUCCGCAAGGUCAACCCGGAAAUGUUCUACAGGAACAGCCACAACUGCAUGAGCGUGAAGCUUUCGGCCAAGGUAGGCGAAUGUGCGACGCGCGUGUGA